Xylaria bambusicola is the source of this 1245-nucleotide messenger RNA. RefSeq lists its product as uncharacterized. NCBI's taxonomy places the organism in Eukaryota, Fungi, Ascomycota, Sordariomycetes, Xylariales, Xylariaceae. The transcript has a single exon. The record is from RefSeq and is a predicted model, not a curated record. The coding region runs from base 1 to 1245 and encodes 414 amino acids.
AUGCCUCUAAUAUACGGCGAAGGCACUAAAGCUUUUUUGCGACUACAGCAGGAGAUCCUGAGGGUGUCUGACGACCAAUCUCUUUUUGCGUGGGGUGCGCCAGAAGUCUUCACCGACAUCCAGGUCUUUCUACGUGAGUUCCAGGUGUCUAACAGGCAUGGGCUUUUCGCGGAUUCCCCAAUGGACUUUAUGACCAAACACGACAUAAUGCAGACUAUAAGCGAAGUGGUUAGUCAUCCCCCCGUCAUACACGGCAACGGCGUGCGAGUUCAGUAUCCUGUAGUGGAAAGGGGGUCUCGUUCUUUCAUCAUCCUAGCUUGCACCACUCGCAAUACAGCUCGAGCUUAUAUAGGUGUCCCGGUGGAAAAGGGAGACUAUUUCUAUUAUACACGCAUCGGACCGCUAGUCCUCGUCUUUCCAGAGCAUUGGACAAAGGCAGGCCCCAAGGCGUUAGUCGUAAAAGACCCCCCUAUCGAAACCGUACCACCACUUCCAGCAAGCUUCCAGAUCUUACGCGCGCCUAAUAAGUCGCGAACAAGGAUAGAAGACCAAUAUGUGCUAGAUGAUGUGCUUUGUCUACCCCAUGCCACCUAUCAUCCUAUUGAACAUUCAAUUUCAAUCCCACCUGGGCACAGGGGAACACAUGCGGCACUAUUCUUCACAUUUAGCGCCGCUUUCGACAAAAAGAGCCAGUCUGUUGAUGGUAUAUUCCCCAUACGUUGCUUCGCAAUUGUCUUGGGUACCUCGAAAUACCCAUGGAUGGUGUUUGUUCCUAUUUUACGUGAUGCCCAGGCAGACACAGACUUUCAUGAAGUUUUGCAACAUGCCACAGGGCUAGCUCGCUUUUGUAUGACGAAACGCCAGCUGAAAGACAAGUUUGUGCGAAAAGACACGGGAGGGUUCCAAGCUAGGAGUCGCCAGUUUAAUCAGCUUCUGUGUGUAUGGCGCAUAAAGCCGUCUGUGUACCGAAAUCUCGAACUUUGGGUCAGCUUGGAUAUAGACCAAAUCAAUUUGGUAGAUGUGACUAUAUUUAUCACGAUCGACAUCUACGAGGUAGACGUGAAUGGUGAAUCGCCCACUCCAGUUUUUCAACACUCUAAUUAUGUCGUUAACAAGGGAGAACCAACCGAAAAGAGACGAGAGUAUUCGCCGAACUGGCUGACGAUUGACGAGUUAGAAUGGUUCAAAGAUCGAAUAACCACAAAGGUCUCGUUUCCAACGACCGACAAGUUUGAUGACUAUUGA